This is a messenger RNA of Lodderomyces pseudojiufengensis, 3321 nucleotides long. It is a transcript of the gene CTF1, whose product is annotated as Ctf1p. Gene Ontology annotation, biological process: DNA-templated transcription; regulation of DNA-templated transcription. The record is from RefSeq and is a predicted model, not a curated record. The coding region runs from base 1 to 3321 and encodes 1106 amino acids. Lineage: Eukaryota; Fungi; Ascomycota; Pichiomycetes; Serinales; Debaryomycetaceae. Gene Ontology annotation, molecular function: DNA binding; DNA-binding transcription factor activity, RNA polymerase II-specific; zinc ion binding. The transcript has a single exon.
AUGGUUAAUAACAAAUCAUCAUCAUCCAUCAAAAAAGAAGAGAAAGAACUGUAUAAUAUAAAUGAUGUUGAUUCAAAUAAAGAACAAACUAAUGAUUCAACAAAUUUAAAUAAUAAUAAUAUAAAUAACUCCGAAGAAAAAGUUACAACCAAUAAUAAUACAACUAACAAGAACAUAAAUACAAUAAAUAACUCAUCUACACCUGAAGUAACAAAUACAAGUACCACAACCACAGGUACAACACCUACAGCAUCCACAUCAACUGGUAAAACUUCAAAAUCAACUACUAAAACAGAUAAACCAAAAGCAUUUACUAUAAAAUAUAAAAGACCUAGAGGAUCAAGAGCAUGUACUGUUUGUAGAUCAAGAAAAGUUAGAUGUGAUGCUGAAAUUCAUAUACCUUGUACUAAUUGUAUAACUUUUGGAUGUGAUUGUGUAUUACCUGAAGUUAAAAAAAGAGGUAAUCAAUCUGGUGAAAGUAAAGCAAAAAAACAAAAAUUAGCUCAACAACAACAACAAGAACAACUUGAACAACAACAGACUAAAAAAGAUGAAUCAAGUAAUAAUAUUACAACUGAUGGUAAAUCUUUAACUCCAGAUAAUGUAAAUAAUGAACUUAAUACUUCUUCUAAAAACUCCAAAGAAGAUUCUUCUUCUACAAAUAAAUCAAAAACUCAAAUAUCUUUAUCAUUAUAUACAAGUCAUACAAAAAAUCAUGGAAAUACUAGUGAACCAAUUUUAAAUAUUUCUCAAGUAAGUGUACCACCAUCAUUAACUUCAUCAUAUAAAAAUAGACCUUCAAUGCAUAAAAAGGAAUUAUUAACUUCUAAAAUAAAACCUUCAUUAACAUUUCUUGGUUCAUCAUCUAUUGCUGUAUUACCACAAAAAGUUGGUGAAAAUCAUGUUCAAUUAACUGAAGAUGUUUUUGAAGUAAAUGAUAAUGGAUUAGAUUCAGUUGAAUUAGAAAUUUUAAAAUUAAGAGGUGCUUUUUUAUUACCAAAUAAAGAAUUAGCUUCAGAUUUAAUUGAUGCAUAUUUUGAACAUGUUCAUCCUUUAAUGCCAGUAUUAAAUAGAACUUUAUUUAUGAAAAAAUUUAAUGAUCCAAAUGAUAGUCCAAGUUUAAUGGUUUUACAUGCUGUUUUAUUAUGUGGUUGUAGAGUUUCAAAAAAUCCUUUAUUAUUAGAUUCAAAUGGUUCAAAUAAUUUAGCAAGUUUAACAUUUUUUAGAAGAGCAAAAGCUUUAUAUGAAACAAAUUAUGAAAGUGAUCCUGUUUCAAUUAUUCAAACUUUAAUUUUAAUUGGUUCUUAUUGGGAUGGUCCUGAAGAUGUUACAAAAAAUUCUUAUUAUUGGUCAAGAGCUGCAGUUGGAUUAGCUCAAGGAUUUGGAUUUCAAAGAGAUGUAACAAAAUCAAAAAGUUUAACUUUAUCAGAAAAAAGAGUUUGGAGAAGAAUUUGGUGGUGUUUAUUUGAAAAAGAUAGAAAUGUUGCCAUUGCAUUUGGAAGACCUGUUGUUAUAGAUUUAAAUGAUUGUGAUGUACCAAUGUUAACAACUGAUGAUUUUGAUGAAAAUGAUUCUGAAUUAGGUAUAGUUUCUCCUUAUCCAAUAAAUGAAACUCAUGCAUUAUAUUUUAUUCAUUUAAUUAAAUUAGCUGAAAUUACUGGUAUAAUAAUAAAACAUCAAUAUAGUGUUAAAUCAGAAUCAAUGAAAAGAAGAAAUGCUUUUUCAAUUAUUGAACAUUGUGAUAUGUUAAUGGGUAUAUGGUUUACAAAUUUACCUCCUCAAUUAAGUUUUUCAUUAGCUGAUUCUUCUUCACAAAAUUUUUAUGCAUGUUUAUUAAAUGCUCAAUAUUAUAAUAGAUUAUUUUUAAUUCAUAGAUCAAAUUUAAUUAGAAUGGCAAGAUCUUCAUCAACUAAUCCAAAUAACUAUAAAUAUCCAAGUUGGGGUAUAAGUUUUCAAUCAGCAAGAAUGAUUUCUAUAAUUUCAAAAAUUUUAUUAGAUAGAGAUUUAUUAAAAUUUGUUCCAACAAUGUAUGUUUAUAUUGCUUUUAGUGCUUUAAUAAUGUUAAUUUAUCAUGUUGAUUCAACAAAUACUGUUAUUGCUUCAACAGCAAGUGAUUCAAUUUUUAUAUCAAGAGCUGUUUUAAUUAAAUUAUCUGAAUAUUGGCCAAUUGCUGGAUUAUUAAUUAAAUUAUUUGAUAAAUAUGCAAAUGAUAAAUUUAAAAGAGCAAAUGUUAUUGAAAAUGGUUCAAGAAUUGCUGAAGAAAAAGAAAAUUUAGCUAAUGAAAAAUUAGGUUUAACUACAAAUCCUAUUCAAAUGAUUAAUCAACAACAACAAAAUCAUCAACAAAAUCAUCAAACUUCGUCAAGUUAUCAUCCAUCACAACAACAACAACUGCAUCUUCAACUGCAUCCACAGCAACAUCCACAACAAUUCUCAUUACAAAAUCAUCAUCCUCAUCAACAAGCACUUCAUCAUCAACAACAACCAGUUGCUCCACAACCUCAACCAGUUACUCUGCAAAUGAGAUCAAGUUUUUCUCCUGGAUCAACUACAUCAGGUGUUUCACCAGGUGGUAAUGCUUAUUAUGAUUAUCAAACAUCACAACAACAAGCACGUCAACCAAUUUCUUUAAAUAAUCGUCAACAAACUCCAAUACCACAAAAUGAUAUAAAAUCAAGAACUCCACAAAUUGAACAAUUGAUUCAACAAUAUAAAGUUCCAAUGAAAUUAGCAGCAAAUGCAGGUGCUGGUGGUGGUGAAGGUAGUAAUAAUAGUGAUAAACAAACAACUGAUACAUCACCAACUUCAUCAACAAAAUCAUUUCCUGAUAUAAGUUUAGUUACAGAAAAUAUCCCCAAUAAACAAAAUUUUUUUGAAAAUUUUGAACCAACUCAAUUAUUUCCAAAUUUUGGUGUUAGUUUACCUCCAACAAGAAUUCAAUCUCCUUCAAUUGAAGAAAUGGGUAGUAAUAUUUAUAAUAUGGGAUCAGGAUCAGGAACAAAUGAUAACAAUAAUAAUAUGACGUCUAUUAAUAAUAAUUAUGACCAACAACAACGACAAUCAUCUCAACCACCUUCUCAACAUAUUAAAGUUGAAGAUAAUAGUAGUGGUUUUAAUAAUUCAAAUGAUCAAGAACCUUCAUCAUCAACUUCAUCGAAUUCAAAUAAUGAUAUAAAGGCAGCUAAUAAUAAUAAUAAUAAUAAUCCAUCAACUCCUGGUUUUCAAACUAAUUUUAUUGACAGUUCUUUCAUUAAUAUGAAUUUACAAUCAGGUAUGGAAAUGAAUGAUGAAUUUAAUUCAUUAUUUAAUUUUAUGAAUUAG